Molecule: messenger RNA, 440 nt
Organism: Dendrobium catenatum
Lineage: Eukaryota; Viridiplantae; Streptophyta; Magnoliopsida; Asparagales; Orchidaceae
Product: dCTP pyrophosphatase 1
Exons: 2
Coding region: 42-422 (126 amino acids)
Biological process (GO): nucleoside triphosphate catabolic process
Molecular function (GO): nucleoside triphosphate diphosphatase activity
Source: RefSeq, a predicted model, not a curated record
UCUUGAUUUGGUUGAGGAGGAGGGUGAGAGUGCUUUGGUUAAUGGAAGGAGAAGAGAAGAAGAUGGAGAGAUUAGAGAAGAAAGAGGAGAACAUGGAAGAUGUGGGACUCAAAGAGCUAUCUAAGAAGCUUAAAGAGUUUGCAAUGGAGAGAGAUUGGGAGCAAUAUCACAGUCCAAGAAAUCUUCUUCUUGCUAUGGUUGGUGAAGUUGGUGAGCUAUCAGAAAUAUUUAUGUGGAGAGGAGAAGUAGCCAAGGGAUUACCAAACUGGAAGGAUUCAGACAAGGAGCACUUGGGAGAGGAGCUAUCAGAUGUACUGUUGUAUCUCAUAAGAUUGGCUGAUAUAUGUGGAAUUGAUCUUGGUGAUGCAGCAAUCAAAAAGAUUGUCAAAAAUGCAAUCAAGUAUCCUUCAAAGACUUUCUGAAAUUUGGAUCAUAUCAUG